AACACUACCAACAGCUGAUUUCGUCUAAUAACAAACAUAUAAAUAUUCAAUUUUAAAGAAAUGGUGCGUGUGGGCCUUCAGAUAUCCGCCACAUUGGAGAACGUGGAGAAACUAGAGACCACUCAUCCGGACUACCCCUACUUCCUAAAACUAAAAUGCAGCAACUGCGGAGAACAGUCGGACAAAUGGCACGAUAUCACCGAAUCGGAGCGUGUGCAACAGGAUUCUCGCAAUGCGGCCGGCUUUAACUUUUUUAUGAAGUGCAAAAUGUGCAGUCGAGAAAACAGCAUUGACAUCGUGGAGAAGUCGAAUGCUUCUUACACGGCGGACGAUUCGGGCGCAUUUAAGACCAUCGUGAUUUUUGAGUGCCGUGGCGUAGAGCCUGUGGAUUUCUCGCCACGUGUCGGAUGGUGUGUCCAUUCCUCAGAAAAUGGACAAUUUUUUGAGGAAGUUGAUCUUUCUGAGGAUGACUGGGUGGAGUACGACCAAAAGAACAACAACUCCGUGGGUGUAUACGAGUUCGCCUCAAAGUUCGUCAAGCUGAAGAAGUAAAUCUGCCUGGAGAUCUUUAAAUCAUCUAUGAUUUGAUACUGUGUAUACUCGGUAAACUAAUAAAUUUAUUUUUUGUUUCUCAUAACUAA
Molecule: messenger RNA, 641 nt
Organism: Drosophila eugracilis
Lineage: Eukaryota; Metazoa; Arthropoda; Insecta; Diptera; Drosophilidae
Product: UPF0587 protein CG4646
Exons: 2
Coding region: 61-552 (163 amino acids)
Molecular function (GO): zinc ion binding
Source: RefSeq, a predicted model, not a curated record